Messenger RNA from Ruditapes philippinarum (Manila clam), 3202 nucleotides. RefSeq names its product F-box/WD repeat-containing protein 5-like. The record is from RefSeq and is a predicted model, not a curated record. Gene Ontology annotation, cellular component: Cul4-RING E3 ubiquitin ligase complex; SCF ubiquitin ligase complex. NCBI's taxonomy places the organism in Eukaryota, Metazoa, Mollusca, Bivalvia, Venerida, Veneridae. Gene Ontology annotation, molecular function: protein binding. The transcript is spliced from 7 exons. Gene Ontology annotation, biological process: protein ubiquitination. The coding region runs from base 166 to 2034 and encodes 622 amino acids.
AUAAAUUGUCUACAUAAAAAAUCAAACACAACUCAUGUAACGCGCCUCCGGGCAAUGAUUGUUAACGUUUUUUUUUCAGAAAGAGCAGAAACUAAAUAGAUGCAGUUGGUAUAAAAUAAUUCCUGCCAGUCCAUGAUAAAGUGACAGAGGGAAAAACAUUGUGAAAUGGAAUCGCCAUGGCAGAAUAUUAUACCUGAUAGUUUAUUGUUGGACAUUUUCUCCUACCUUGAUAUCAAAACCUUAGGCCGUUCAGCUCAAGUCUGUACGACAUGGAGGAGGGUAGCCUAUGAUGAAUUUCUAUGGCAUAAUAUUAUCAAGAGAGUAUGGAAAGUAACAGGUGGGUUGGCACCUGGGAAAUCAUCCUGGUACGAAGAAGUGAGGCGACUGACUGACCAUGUACCUACUGAAUGCUGCGAGACAUUAGAAAAACACACCGAUGAAGUUCUUGAUGUGUCUAUAUCUCACAAUGGAGAGUACUUCUGUACUUGCUCCAAAGAAGCUCUUAUCAUAAUGUGGAAACUUGGCAAAGAAACAGAGUUAGUUAAGUCCAUUGAUACAAAUUUAUUAUUGAAAUGGGAGUUGUCACAGUACUCAGCGUUCUCCCCUGAUGAUGCUCUUAUACUAGUAUGUGGAGUGCAACGUUUUGAUGCACCUCAAGAUGAUUGGGUCCAUUGGGCAAGAUGGGGAUAUGGAGUAGUGGCAGUAUUAACAGUACCAGAUUUAAAUAUUGUAUGUGUUGCUGAGAUGGCCACUUUAUUUGGUGCCUGGCUCAAUGAGAGUGUAUUUCUUACCAGUUUACCUCAAGAACAAUCAGACAAAAACGAUAUUCAAGCAUAUAAGGUUAGAGAUUGUGAUGUUUUAAAUUGUUAUUUGACACCAGAUUCAAAUAAACAUAAUAAUCCAGAUUUGGAAUACAGUAUUUUUGCAGACAUUCCUUACACGAGAAAAGCGAUACGAUUAUUUACCUUUCAAGAAAACAGACACCAUUUGAUGAACAUGCUUGUUGCUAAUGUACCUGUGAUAAAUAUAGAUUCAACACUGUCAUGUGAUCAGUCAAGGUCAGGUGAUUCAUCAAGGUCAUGUGACAGUGCUGAGACGCAGGAAAAUGAGUUCAUGGCCACGGAAUCUAUAAAUAGAACUGGUAUUGUAGAAGGAGCUUUAAGUUUAAAUGUAAAUAGAACAUGUGAUAUUCAUAAUUCCGAAAAUGUUUCCACAGUAUUGCCAGAAUAUAGUAGGACAGAUAUAACCGACAAAUCAGAAUUAUUGUGCCAAAAUGUUAAACAAUAUGUGAUAUUCACUGCAGGUGAACAUACUGUAAUAGGUAUCCAUGAAAUCUCUUCGGAAUCGUGUUCCAAAUUUUUGGAUGAACAUUGCAAUCAGGGUAGAAAGGAAGAUCUUCAUGGUGAUGACAUUGAUAAAAUAGAUCACUCAGUUACACUGAAGGAUUGCUAUAUUACAGGCUUAUGUCUAUCUCAUGAUCAAAGGUACUUGUACUUUAACUUUCGUGAAAUGGACAAGAAUACGCCAGAAAACAAGGUAGAUAACCCUGAAGAUGAAUUGCCAGUCUCAGAAAAGGUGUUUGACAAAGAACUAAAAAUAGGCUGCAUUGACCUUGUGACCUUGGAAAGAGUCAAGGACCAUGAGUUUACAGGUCAUGUAGCUUUCUCUGCAUAUCCUGCCUGGUAUAUAUGUCUGGAUGCUAGUCCUGAUUUUAUAGGAAGUGGAAGUGAAGAUUUGAGAGGGUACCUGUGGGACAGACAUUAUGGUGUUCCUAUAGGCAGGUUGUUUCACUCAGUCAGCGAUACAGGGAACAACACGCUGUAUGUGAUGUCAUUGUACGAUAGUACUGUCGUCAAUGGCAUAGUUUUCUCACCUGUCGACCAAGAGACUUGUGUUACAGUUUGUGAUGACGGCCUCAUAAAAAUCUGGCGAUCGAAACACAAAAUUAGGACAGCAUUGUCAGCUCGUAAAGCUCAUGCUAGGAGAGAAUUGGCCACAAAAAUUAGUGAAUUGAUAGAUAACCUGUGGAGUUGAAUUCCAACUUUAAAUAGGCCUCAUAUGAAUAACAGUUUUUGUGAUAAUAUAGUUUGUGUUUAAUUCUAUGCAAUAACGUCACAUUGAAUUGAAGUUUUCCAAGCAGUAGUUAGUUGGGAUAAAGUGAAUUAUGAAAGAGAUGUUUAACUUUUAUAACGUAUAGGGAUAGGUAGUAUAAUAUUAGUGUGCUACUCUGAUGUGUGGCUCGAGACUCCAAUUUCAUUUUGACUAGUGAGAAACCUCCACCUAGCUUAUGAAAGAUUGAGUGUUCACCAUCUACUUUAGUAGCAAUGCCUUGAAUGAUACAUAGAGUAGGAUUUAAGGACUUCCUUUGUCAGUUAUGUUGCUAUUGUCUUUCUGUUAGUAUAACCCCAAUUUUACAAGUUUUGUUGAAACUCAAUUUGUCAUAGGAUAAAGAUUGUUACUGAAAUAUCUGCAAGUGUGAAAUAUACUAAAUAGAUGGAUAACUUUGGAACAAUAUUGAUGUCAUUCAUUAAGUUAGAUAUAUGCACAUUGUAUACAGCAUUCUGUAUACAUGUUAUGUAAGAUAUUGUGACAUAUAUCAACUUAUAUCUGUGUGUAUGUGUAGGUUUGAGUUUAUUUAUGCUUGCCACUGGUUGCCCAAAUGGGCAAAUCCUCCAGAAGAGUACUAGUCAUUAUAGAUUUUGGAGGAUAAUGCAAGAUGCCUGAAUUCCAGAAGUUUCUCCUAGUUCUUUAGUAUGCCAAGUAUUUAAGCUCUCAUACACAGGACCUUGAUUUAAAAGUGUCAAUUGAAAGACUGUUUUAGUAAUUAUACCCCCAAAAAUGAAGUUUGGGGGGGGGGGUAUAUAGGAGUCACCCGGUGGUCGGUCGGUCCAGACGUCCGUUGCAUUUUCGUUGUCCGGAGCAUAACUUGAAGACUAAUGGUUGGAAUUCAAUAUAACUACAUACAAUGGUCAAGCACAUUGAGAGGAAGUGCAGUGCACAAGAACCAUAACUCUAUCUUGACUAAUUACAGAGUUAUUGCCCUUUGUUACUUUUCCUUGUCCGGGGCAUAACUUGAAAACUACUGGUUGGAAUUCAAAACAAAUUCAUACAAUUGUCAAACACAAUAAGGAGAAGUGCAGUGCACAAGAACCAUAACUCUAUCAAAAGUAAUUACAGAGUUAUUGCCCUUUGUUGCUUUUCC